Molecule: messenger RNA, 1077 nt
Organism: Haemonchus placei
Lineage: Eukaryota; Metazoa; Nematoda; Chromadorea; Rhabditida; Trichostrongylidae
Source: the annotation of a GenBank genome assembly
AUGCAUCAGAAAGGAAGUAGUCUCGAGUCUGUUUUUUCAGCCACCAAGUUACGGCAACAACAAUUGCCAGCAUGGCAACCUAUUCUCACAGCAUCAACCGUCAUCCCAACUGUUAUAGGAGUGGGAAUAAUUUUUAUCCCCAUAGGUGUUGCCUUAUUCCUCGCUUCUGAAGGAGGUUCGUUACUCAUGUUCAACUUGUACUUUGCCAGUUACUUGGGUGAUGUUUAUCUUUAUUACUACUUGGAAAACUAUUUUCAAAAUCAUCGGCGAUAUGUAAAGAGCAGAAACGAUAAACAAUAUCUCGGAAAUGUCAUGGAUGUUUCUGACUGUGAACCAUUUGCCUACGAUGACAAAAAGGUCCCGAUAGCUCCAUGUGGCGCGAUAGCCAAUUCAAAAUUCAAUGAUACUUACGAGCUCUACUAUUAUGAUAACGGAAUGAGGAUACCUGUACCUGUAACUAAAGAAGGAGUUCUCUGGGAUGUCGAUAAGGAUAAGAAGUUUAAGAAUCCUCCCAUACCACCGGGCGGAACGCUGUGUGAUGCUUUCAAAGUUCUCUGGGAUGUCGAUAAGGAUAAGAAGUUUAAGAAUCCUCCCAUACCACCGGGCGGAACGCUGUGUGAUGCUUUCAAAGGAACCGCUAAACCGCCAAACUGGAGGAUCGAACCAUGCCUGGACGACGGUUUUGAAAACGUCGACUUGAUUGUUUGGAUGCGUACAGCUGCGCUUCCGAAUUUCCGGAAACUUUGGAGGCUGCUGGAUCGCACUAGCGAAAACCUUCUUGCUGGUCAGCGUUUCCGUGAUGGCUUACCUGCGGGCCAAUACGAAGUUACUGUGCACUCCACUCCAUUGAUCAUAUCUGAGUCAACUAGAAUGAAGCCAAACUUGUUGAAAUGGCUUUUAUCUUUAGAUUAUCCAGUGGUGGUCUUCGGUGGACGUAAAUCUUUCGUAGUGAGUACAACAAGUUGGGCUGGCGCUAAAAACCCUUUUCUCGGAAUAGCUUAUAUAGUAGUGGGAUCGCUUUCUAUCGUUCUUGGCAUUAUUUUCAUUGGAAUCCAUGUCAAAUUUGGCCAUUCGUGA